Molecule: messenger RNA, 3832 nt
Organism: Ictalurus punctatus (channel catfish)
Lineage: Eukaryota; Metazoa; Chordata; Actinopteri; Siluriformes; Ictaluridae
Exons: 5
Coding region: 2070-2699 (209 amino acids)
Biological process (GO): positive regulation of proton-transporting ATP synthase activity, rotational mechanism; regulation of mitochondrial ATP synthesis coupled proton transport; peptidyl-lysine trimethylation
Cellular component (GO): mitochondrion
Molecular function (GO): protein-lysine N-methyltransferase activity
Source: RefSeq, a predicted model, not a curated record
CACAGAGCUGCGCAGUUUCUUCAACUACUUUUGGUUUGUGUUGUGGAUUAAAUUGUCUGCUAUAGUCGCUUUGCAGUCUUUGUUUGUUUUUUUAGUCUGAACUAAUGUCGCAUGUGUGAUGUCAGCUCAGCAGGAAUGGUGUAAGUAUGUAGCACCCUGCACCUAUAAUAAACCAUUAGACGCUUGUAGUUACUUUUGUUUGUUUGUUUGUUUGUUUACAUGUGUCAUGCAUGGUUUAUAGCGCACACUCAGUGUAUUCACUACUUGCUUCAGAUUUGUAGUGAUUUGGACUUUGUUUUGUCGUCAAAACUUUUUCCUAGAGUGUGUUUGGAGUGUAAACAGAGAGCUCUGGCGCCCUCCCUUGGAUUAAAUAUGAUAUUUACAACAUAUCCAUUAGACUUGAACGCUGCACUGUUAUUGACUUGUUCACAACAAAUGUUCAAGUGUUUAAGACUUGUUUUUGCUUUUUUUUUAACUGUGUGAAAUUAUAAUUGUGUAAGAAUCAUAGAUGAAAGCAGUUGGGCUUGUGUACUGAAACAGCCUUUUAAUAAAAUUAAGUGUUUAUUUCUAUUAAUUUUUCUUGUUCCCACACUAAAUGUAUGCCUAUUUUACAGUCAUAUAUUUUAUUCAAACUGUCUAUGAUCUUAAUUUCCACUUGAUUCUAAGAGAGAUGAUUCACAUUCCCCCACACUGAGAGGUAAAGAUAACAUUCACAGUUUAUGUCUUAUGGUAUGAUGUCGUUUUAAUGAAUUUUUUAUAACUACAAAAGCUUUUCAUAGAAUGGUGCCAGAGAUAAUCUGCAGAUUUUACAGCAUGGCUCCUUGACUUCUUCCCAUGUGAACGAUGAAGUAAGUAGAGCUUUAUUUUCGAUGCACGGAGCUAGUGAUGCACUGAAAGGAAAAUUCUGGGCCGAAACCGAAAAUUCAGGUUGCACUUGGCCGAAAACCGAAAUAUAACUUUUUAAAAACCUAUCUUCAAAUAGUUUUUUGUACAGUUGAUACAAAAACAAUAUUAAAUAUGUUAUUCUUCAUUCAGUUCUGUAACAAUCAAAUUUAACAGAUUAUUUUUUAUCAAAUUAUCCCAAUAAUAUAACGUUCUAGAAAACUAUUAUGAUAUGCAAAACGGCAUUCAAGUAAUGAACUAGGUCUUUAUUCUGUUUACAUAAACAUAUUUCCAUAUUAAUUAAAGAUGAUUGUGCAAAACAACAAUGCAAAAGAGCAGCAAUAGAACUAAAACCAACCUCAAACUUUAAACAACAGAUGUAGCCUCAAGUCAAGAACAAAGUUUUGCAGAGCUACACGAAUUUGAAUGUAAUUGCUAUACACAUAGCAAAUUGGACUGCUUUCUAUUUAAGCAAAAGUGGCAGGUUUUUCUUCAAGAACUAAAGUUGCUCAGCGUUCUGGCAGGAGAGACGGUUCCUCUUCUCCGCUGCACUGAAUACUCUCUCACUCUGUGCUGGUGCUUGGGGCAGAUAAAUACCUGCGUGCAGUCCGCACAAGCAAUGGAAUGUGUAGCUUGUUUUGGCACUGCUGUGGAUCAGGGCGCUUUCCUGUAGAAUUUUGUUAAACAUGUCAGAAAGUGAGGGCGUUUGCGCCUCAUCAGUUGUAUGCAGCUCUUUCUCUGGCACAUUUCACUCUGUGCUGCGCAUCGAUCCUUCAGCAGAUGCAUUCAUCAUCUCCAUCUCUGCCUGUAACAUUUCCCGUGCACGCUGCUUUUUCUCCAUGUCAAAAUAAUGCUCUUUAAAUUGCGGAUUUUGUGAUGUUUUAAUGCAACAAUAGAGUGAGAGUGAAAUCUGAGGACCGAUCACUGAGGGGCGGGGCGUGGCGGCGUAUAUCUUCGGCUCAUAUUUUCUGCCUUAUUUCUCUUUUGGCCAAAAACCCGAAAAUGCCAUUGUCGGCCGAAAAUUUUCAGGGGCCAUAGUUUCUGUGCAUCCCUACACAAAGCAUUUGGGUACAUUGUAAUAUAUUCACUGGAGAACUGUGAAGUUGAGCUAAAGAGUGCAGAAAUUCUAAAAUAACACCUGUGUUGUCUGAUUAACUCUAUUUCAGAAUUUUGGUCAUUUCAAGUAGAUGAUCAUGGAAGACUCUGUCGACAUCAUCCUUCAAGACAAAACGUUACAUCAUGCUCAUGAAAAGCCGAUUGUCAUGGCUGCUUCAGGAACUAUGCUUAUGGCCUCUUACGGUCUCUGGACAGUUUUUGCACUGCCUGGUUUUCGAAAAGUGCCAACAAGUCUAAAGGUGCCAUACUUGCCCUCGAGCAGGGUGCAGACACAGAAUGUUAUGAGGCUCUUGCAGGGCAGAGGAGGCUGUUUGGCAGAUCUGGGUUCUGGAAACGGAAGACUGGUGUUUGCUGCCUCGUCUUUGGGCUUCCAGUGUACUGGCUUUGAAAUAAACUCCAUUCUGAUAGGCUAUGCCAGAGCCAGAGCAAGGUGGAUGGGAAUUCCAACUUCUGCAGCAAGAUUUGUGAAUGAGGACUUCUGGAAGACUGAUUUGUCCCGAUAUAAGAACUUGACAGUCUUCUUGGCGCCCGGAGUGAUGGAAGUGCUAGGCAGAAAGUUGGAGCAGGAGUUGGCUCAUGAUGCCAGAGUGAUCGCCUGUCGUUUCCCGUUCCCUCACUGGCGUGCUUCAGCAUCAGAGGGACAAGGACUGGACCAGGCCUGGGCCUAUGACAUGGCUACAGUUCGCAAACCCCCAACUUGAGCUCCAGCAAAUCACUGCAGAUGAUUUUCACUACUACCAAAUGGAUAUUUUCAGACCCACAACACUUAUUGUAUUGAAUUGAAUUGUUAUAUAAAGCUUGCUGACUCUGAUUUCAACAUUAGAACGGUGACCUGAACAUAGGUUGUUUUUUUAUUAUUAUUAUUGAGUGGAAGUAAGAAUAUUGGAAUCUGCAUAAUCUUAGUCAGAAUGUUUUAUGUUAAAUACUGUAUAUGAGGCAUGCCGAGUCUCUGUGGCUGAAUUCUGUAAAAUAGCCCAAAUUAUGAAAAAUUGCGGUUUCCACAAAUGUUUUUUUUUCUGCCAGUAAUAUACUUUGAUAUCUCUACUUUAAGAAAACAUACAUCUAUUUAUUUAACGACAUAGAAAUGUUUUAUUUAGGCCUUCUAGCCUUGCCUUACCUGCACAAAUCAUGUAGAGUAUGGGGCUUAAUUAACAAAAACAGCAGUAAAUGCAGUCAGUCAGUUUUCAUUAAGAUGUUUAAAACCUUGCUGGAUAAGAUUUGAUCGAGUUUUUGGAUAGAAAAUGAGCCAUAAAAAACCUAAAAAUAAGAUGAUUUAUUUAUUUAUUUAUUUAUUUAUUUAUUUAUUUAUUUUUUUUUUAAAGUGACUCACCUUGGAUGGAUGAUUUCAUAAUUGAAAAGAGAAACUUUCUGAAUCUGCCCUUAAAUUUAAUUCAGAACAAACCUAGUUAAUGUUACUGAUGAAGAAAAUAGUUUGAAUUGUUAUAGUAUAUGAGAUCAUGACAGUGCAAAUCAGUACUCAAUUACUGAAAUCCCACUUAUGUCUAACUGUAACAAAUGCAAUCCAGUUUAAUUUAGCUAGCCUGCCUGCUGACUAAAUUAGCUAACAUUAUUAAUGAAAACAGGUUUGUAUUGGUCAAGAUACAUUAGAUUUAAUGCUGGUAAUAUGUUCAGGGAAACUUCAACCCCAUAAGGUUUUUGCUCACUUUCAAGUAUAUUAUUCAUUAACUACUCUUAUUUGUUCUGAUGAAGAUUAAACUGAUACUAGAUCACUUUAGGUGCAGUGACACAACUCCAAAAAGUGUUUUAUAGACAAAGUGCAGAUGGAGGACCAUCUGUCGUAAAAGAAAAGGGGAUGCAUGUGUAAGCAAACAAA